Messenger RNA from Sesamum indicum (sesame), 1282 nucleotides. RefSeq names its product zinc finger protein 8. Gene Ontology annotation, molecular function: DNA-binding transcription factor activity. The record is from RefSeq and is a predicted model, not a curated record. NCBI's taxonomy places the organism in Eukaryota, Viridiplantae, Streptophyta, Magnoliopsida, Lamiales, Pedaliaceae. Gene Ontology annotation, biological process: trichome morphogenesis; response to gibberellin; trichome differentiation.
GACAUUGACACGCAAUUAGAUACAGUCAUUUCUCUCCUUUUCCAAUCAUCACAUACACAAAUACUAGUCUGUGGAAGUGGAGAUGAAAGGAUCCAUAUAUUCACCUAUACACAUCCCAACUGGGGACCUUAUCUGCCCUCAUUCAUCAAAAGAAUUUAGAGUUUAGCUCCAAUAUUAACCCACCAUGGAUAUCUGAACCACUCCAUUUCAGGUCCCACCCCUCUCUCAAACAACAAAUCAAUCUUCUCCUCUUUCACAUUUCCUGCACAACUCUACCUCCAUCUUUCUCUUCAACACCAAGAGGAGCUAUUAUCUUAAUUCUCAGAGAUUCCAUGGACAGGACUGAGAGAGAAACUCAGGACUUCAUGAACGUUGAGUCCUUCUCUCAGCUGCCCUUUAUCCGCCGUGCGCCUUCGCUGCCCAAAGAAAAGGGUGCCGGAGGAGCCAUAAGGCUUUUCGGCAAAGAAUUUGGUGGUUACGACGAAACCACCAUAGACGACGACUCAGACUCCACUGAUGAGAACAAGAUUGCUCGAGAAGGAGAAGUGAAUAAGGUAAUCAGUGGUGAUAACACAGAGAUCAGCAGCCGGAAGUUCGAAUGCCAUUACUGCUGCAGAAACUUCCCUACUUCUCAAGCACUUGGAGGCCAUCAAAACGCGCACAAGAGGGAACGACAACAAGCGAAACGAGCUCAUUUGCAGUCGGUGAUGGCGCAAUAUGGUGGUUUGGUCGAUCAUGCGCAUGUUUAUGGCCUAAUGAACUGCAGCAGGCUCGGCUCAGCUCCGACGACGGUUCCUAUGGCUUAUAAUUCUUGGAACAGCAGAAGCAGCUCCCAUGGAAGCCAUGGCUCUUACAAUGCUCACCAGACACAGCCUAUCAACGGGAGCCCCUUGGCUUUAUGGCGAAUCCCAGAUGCUCAUAAUCCGUCGAUGGCGUACAAUCGCGACCGCCCGUUGCCAAUGCAUCAGCAAAUCCCAUUGUUUAACUCCAAGGAUGAGAUGAUGAAGCCAUUAUCAUCAAUCAGUAGUAGCCCUGGUUCUCAUCAGUUCAGGUUUGGGCGCGAGACGAAGGCUGACAUGCAUGAUCAUGUGAGUUUGGAUUUACAUCUUUGACUGAUUCUCCACGAACCAUUUCCUCUACAGGGGUAAAGAUAGAGAUUAUUCAUUGCUAUCGUGAUCGAUAUGAGGAAAAUUGAGGAAUAACAACUCUGUUUCUUAAUUAUUUGACAAUAUUACACGUACUUAAUUUACCCGUUGCUGCACGAAUGCAUACAAAUUCAUCA